This is a messenger RNA of Naegleria fowleri, 1332 nucleotides long. RefSeq lists its product as uncharacterized. The transcript is spliced from 2 exons. Lineage: Eukaryota; Heterolobosea; Eutetramitea; Acrasida; Naegleriidae. Bases 1 to 1332 code for a protein of 443 amino acids. The record is from RefSeq and is a predicted model, not a curated record. Gene Ontology annotation, molecular function: protein binding.
AUGGCCUCCUCCGAUGAAGAAGAAACCAUAGGAUCCUUGGUGAAGGAACAGCAAGAACAUCAACCUUCACCUCGGUUGCAAAUCAAAAAGAAAUCAAUAGCAGAUAUGGAAGAAACUGAAGAAGUUACUGUAACAAAAACCACAGUUGGAAGAAGUAGGAGAUCAGUGGCUGGUUCUUCCUCUGCUUCCGAAACUUUGACAACUGUUACUGUAAAGAAAACAUCUGAAAAGAAGAAGUCUCCAAAGAAAUCGGACAAGGAUGAGGAAGAUGAAGAGGAAGUUGAGGAGGAUGAGGAGGAUGAUGAAUCAGAAGAAUUAGAAUUAGAAUCCGAGGACGACGAUGAUGAUUACGAGUCCGAAGAGGAAGUAAAAAAGAAAAAGAAAACAUCAAAGCCAACUAAAAAAAAGAAAGAAACAAAAAAGACCAAACAAGCUGAAAGUAAUGGCAAGAAAAAGAAGACCAAACAAGCUGAAUUACCAUCGGCUGAUGUAUGCCCUUAUCCACCGGACCAAACAACUAAACUUUCUAAAAAGGAUAUGAAAACAUUAUUCCGAGCUGCAGGUGUGCAAUCAAAUUUGGAUAAGGUCAAGCAGUGUGUCGAAUCAUUUGGCUUGGAUAAUGCGUUAGGAGCUAAAGAUUUGGAUGGAUGGUCUGCUAUGUUACAAGCUUGCCGAUUUGGAAAUCAAGAUAUUGUGGAAUAUUUGAUUGAGCAAGGUGCAGAUGUCACCACUCAUGCUUCGGAUAAACGUACAACCCUGCAUAUGGCAGCUCUUUGGGGUUAUUCCGAAGUUGUUGAAACAUUAAUUAAGCAUAACAAAUCACCAGAAUAUUUAAUGGCUAAAGAUGCAUGGGGAUUGAGCGCCCAUAUUCUCGCUGAACGUCAAGGUCACAAAGAAGUUGCCAAGACCAUACGUGCCUUGGUUCCAGAAGAUUUAUUAAAAAAAGAAGAAGAAGAAUUCAAACAAAAGAAGAGCAGAAAAAAGAAAACUGAGGGAGAAACUGUAAAGAAGGAAAAAACUACCAAAAAGACCACAACCACAAAGAAAACAACUACCACCAAGAAGACAACCAAAAAGAAAAUUCUUGAGGAUGACGACAGUGAGAGUGAAGAAGAAUCAAGUGCUGAAGAAGAAUCUGAAAGCGAAAGUGAAGAAGAAGUGCAAACAAAGAAGAGAAAGACACCCUCACGUGCAGCAAAGAAGACUGAGGAGGAAAAGAAGGCACCUGCCCCAAAGAAAGUGAAAAAUGAAGAACCCGUCAAGACUGAACCAGUGAAAAAAAGCUCAAGCUCCACCAAAGAAACCUCCUUCACGAAAGAACAAGAUCAUUGA